AAGACAUACGAAACCAUCAGCGGCCAUGGCUGUCCGAUUGGGACUGUCGCUACUAGUCUUCGCAACGCUUUCGUUAGCGGCCGUCGCAAACGUCGUCGAGUUGACCCGCGACAACUUCGCGAUGCUGGUGGGGAAGGACAAGGCCGCGUUCGUCAAGUUCUACGCGCCGUGGUGCGGCCACUGCAAGAAGCUGGCGCCAGACUAUGACAAAUUCGGGUCUGCUUUUAAAGAGACGGCGUCAGUGCUCGUUGGUAAGGUGGACUGCGACGAGCACAAGGCGCUCUGUAGCGAGUACAAAGUGACAGGCUUCCCCACGCUAAAGUGGUUCCCCAAAGGAGCAACUUCACCGGAAGAGUAUCCGGGAGGACGGAGUGUGGAGGACUUGGUUUCCUUCACCAAUGAGAAGCUAGGCACCAGCGUCAAACCACCAGCAGCAGAGCCAUCAGAUGUGGUAACCCUAUCACCUGACAACUUCGACGCAGUGGUCUUGGACCCAUCCAGAUUCGUACUUGUGGAGUUCUACGCGCCCUGGUGCAAGUUCUGCCAAGACCUCGCGCCAGCAUACGAACAGUUAGGCCAGGCGUUCAAAGCGGAGGACAGGGUGGUGAUUGCGAAGCUGGACGCCAGCACGCACAGGGAGCUCAAGGAGACUUACCAUGUGUCUGGUUACCCUACCAUCAAGUGGUUUCCCCCGUCCAACAAGAAUGGGGAGGAAUACAACGGCGCGUGGGAGCUGAGCGAUCUGGUGAAGUUUGUCAACAAGGAAGCGGGCACGCACAGAACCACUACUGGGAAGCUGUCUGACUUGGCAGGGCGCAUAGCCGCGCUGGACGAGGUGGCUCGAGGGUUCAUCGGAGCAAGCCAGGAGGAGAGGGAGGAGCGAUUGGGGAGGGCGGAGAAGGUGCACGUGACAGAAGAAGAAGCCAAGCAAGCAGCCGUGUACAUCAAGACAAUGAGGAGCAUAGUGGAGAAGGGCGAUGAGUACGCGGAGAAUGAAGUUAACCGGCUCGGCAGGCUGCUGCUGGGGGCGCUGCCAAAGGACAAGGCCCUCAGCUUCACCAUCCGCAUGAACAUCCUUUCAGCCUUCUUGGAGCUCGAAGGCCAUGAUGGCAACCGGGGGAAGGGGGAGUUUGAUAUGAAGAUUGAACUGCCCAAGAAGUUCACGUAUGGAAAGAUGUGAAGUGCGUAUCAUAAUUGCUCUGUUGAACAGACCCCAGGGAAAAAAAUGCCAGAAAUAGCUUCCAUGCAUUUUCUGCUCUUGCCGAAACAAGGGCUCAAGUUUGGUUGGUCUCUCAAGUUCACUAACCACAUGUGUUCUGUAACAUACACAGUGGAAAGCUGGAAACUAGCUCGGUGCCCACGA
Molecule: messenger RNA, 1363 nt
Organism: Closterium sp. NIES-67
Lineage: Eukaryota; Viridiplantae; Streptophyta; Zygnematophyceae; Desmidiales; Closteriaceae
Source: the annotation of a GenBank genome assembly